AUGGAACAUCCUCGCAAAUAUUCUCCUCGUUCCUCUUCGUUGGUUUUAAUUUCGUUUUCUUCUCUUUUAAUUUGUUUUCCUCUCUCUUUCUGUUGAUGCAUUUCUUCUCCUCUUCAGGAAGGCAAUGGGGACGGAGGAGGAGAAGAAAGCAACACCAUUCUUUCUUUCUUUUUGCAUAGGUUUCAAAUAUUCAACAUUUUAAAUGGGAAAUUGCAUUGAAAAGACGAAGCAAAAUGUUGGCAAAGUUGACAAAGUUGUCAUGAACCCUUGUAAAGGGAGACCCUUACCUCCCCCUUCCCCUCCCUUUUCUUCUGGUUCCAUGGAACAUUUUAACAGUCAAAGCCAUCCUUUGCCAACCCCCAUUCAUCCUAUACAAACACAACCUGAUAAGGUUUGUACUCUUCCAAUGCCAAGGCCAGAUACAUCGCCCAAGCACGUUAAUAAGGCUAAUGUUCUGCCAAUGCCAAUUCCGGAGACAUCAACUGCACAUGAAAAAUCUCGUAUUCUUCCGGUGCCAACUUCAGAGAGUGAAAUAUUAGCAUCUCCGUACCUAAAAUCAUUUCGAUUUGAUGAACUUAAAAAUGCAACUGGAAACUUUCACCCGGAUAGUUUACUUGGUGAAGGUGGGUUUGGUUGUGUUUUUAAGGGAUGGUUGGACGAGGAAAGCCUCAUGGCUACUAGACCUGGAUCGGGUAGAGCAGUUGCAGUAAAGACGCUCAUACCUCAAGGUUUUCAGGGCCAUAAGGAGUGGUUGUCAGAAGUUAACUACCUUGGUCGACUUCACCAUCCGAAUCUAGUUAAACUUAUCGGAUACUGCUUAGAAGGUGAAAAUCGGAUAUUAGUUUAUGAAUUUAUGCCCAACGGAAGCUUGGAGAAUCACUUAUUCAGAAGACAUAUGCCAUCUCUUUCUUGGACAACGAGGAUAAAGGUCGCUGCAGGUGCUGCUCGGGGGCUUUGCUUUCUACACAACUCCGAGUCGCCUGUCAUAUAUCGUGAUUUCAAAACUUCAAAUAUUUUGCUAGAUUCUGAAUUUAAUGCAAAACUUUCGGACUUUGGCUUGGCAAAAUCUGGUCCUACGGGAUUCAAUACUCAUGUAACUACACGAGUAAUGGGUACAGAAGGCUAUUGCGCCCCUGAAUACCGUACCACAGGUAAAUUGACAGUCAAAUGCGACGUUUAUAGCUUUGGAAUUGUGUUACUGGAGCUUCUCACCGGGCGUCGUUCCAUUGAUGAAUCAAGAGGCGAAGCAGAAAAGCAACUGAUAACAUGGGUAAAGCCUCACUUGCAGAACAAGCGCAAAGUAUUCCGAAUCAUGGACACUAAAUUAGGAGGACAAUAUCCUAAAAAAGGUGCUUACAUUGCUGCAAAUCUUGCAAUACUUUGCGUAAACCAAGAAGCCAGAUUUCGACCACCUAUGACUUACGUUUUGGAUAUUCUUGAAAAUAUUUUGUCUCAAAAAGCCAAUGCCGCUUCUUCACCUAAGUUGCAGUCACCUAUGAAUCGGACACCUCGAGGGUCACCAUUACCGGGAUACAGAGAGUCACCCUUCUCGGAAGGUUCAAAAUUCUCGCCAAAGUAAAUAUCUCACUAAAUUUCAAUGUCAACUUUUUCCUAUCAUUAUGUACAUAUAUAUAACCUUGGACUUGGGGAUUUCUGUCUUUUGUUGUUGUUUCUUUUCUUCUUUUUGAUACAGAUAGAAGCAGAGUUGUGACAAAUUUAGACAAAUCAUUGUAGAAAUAACGUAUAUUUGUUGGCAUGAGCUGUCAUUAGGAACAAACAUGAGGAAUUACAGGCAUAUCAUAUUUGUAAGAUUCCAUAUCUAAGGGAAU
Olea europaea var. sylvestris is the source of this 1829-nucleotide messenger RNA. RefSeq names its product probable serine/threonine-protein kinase PBL18. Gene Ontology annotation, molecular function: ATP binding; protein kinase activity. The record is from RefSeq and is a predicted model, not a curated record. The transcript has 6 exons. Gene Ontology annotation, biological process: protein phosphorylation. The coding region runs from base 203 to 1579 and encodes 458 amino acids. NCBI's taxonomy places the organism in Eukaryota, Viridiplantae, Streptophyta, Magnoliopsida, Lamiales, Oleaceae.